AUGUCUGGGACUGAACUGAAAAGCACUCGAUUCCAGACAGGAGCACAGCAGGAGAGACAAUACCAUACAGCACCCAACUACAACUAUAAAUGGACUGAUCUACAUUGUGAGGCAAGCCGAGGGAACUUUGAGAAACUGCAGGCAUUGCUUCGCAUUGCAGAUGAGGAUCAGGUUAAUCAGAAGGAUUACUAUGGCAAGAGCCCCCUCUACUGGGCUGCAUACAAAGGGCAGCGAGCUUGCAUCGAGUUACUGCUGGAACAUGGUGCCGACGCUAACAGCCAGUGUAAACAUGGGGCAACUCCACUCCAUGCUGUAAUUGGUCUGUUUCCUGAUUGUGCCCUGCUGCUCAUACAGAAUGGAGCAGAUGUAGAUCUUCCUGACAACUGGGGUGUGACUCCCAUGUACUUGGCUGCCUGCAGUGGACAACUUGACUGUUUGCGACUGCUUGUCCUUUCCGGAGCAAAAAUCACUUACAGAAACAAGAACACCGGAGAGGCCCCUAAGCAGUUGGCUUCCAAGACCACCUUCCUAUCCUGGAUAGAUGGGUAUCAGAAGAACCCACUAUCAUUGAAGCAAACCUGCCGACUGAAAAUCCGUGAGUUGGUUGGCUAUCGGAGGCUGCAUGCCAUCAGGACAAUUGACAUCCCACAGUCACUGAAAAAUUACCUUAUGUUUGAGGACCUGAUAUUGUACGAUUCUGUAUCAGAAGUUGGUUCCGUAUAACCAUGUUGACCUCUUUUUCAACCCCAAUAUUAUUUUUCAGUAACAUCAGUGCCAGAUUCCAUGACAUUCGAAGUGCCUGUUAUUCUGUCACUCUUGUUCCGAGCCCAUCAGUCUGAGUUCUGUGUUCAAAUGCUGCUGAGAAGGAUGCAAUGUCUUUUAUUUGCUGGAAUUUAAUUUUUUUAAGUAUUUAUUCAUAUUAAGCAAUUUCUUAACUGUUUCACCCCAAAAAAUGGACACCAAGCAGUCUUUUUCAGACUUAAUGAUCAUUUCAGGGAGCCUGCAACAGGAGUAAACCCUGGAACUCAGAAUGACUGUCAUCACAGAAUUUCAGUAAAUGGAAUGAGACUCAGAACAGUAAGGUACUUCCUGUCAGUAAUGAUAAGGCUGUUUGUUAAUUGAUCCAUUCAUACUGUAACAUCAUGCAGUUUCAGCAAGGAGUAUGUCAGUCUUCCCCAUUAUCAAACUAAUAAUGUAACAAUAGCUCCCUCAUGAAUGCACCUGACGGUUACAUUGAAUUAUAAAAUUGGGUGAACAUGCUGUUUUACCUUUAUUAAAAGUUUGAAUAAA
Molecule: messenger RNA, 1290 nt
Organism: Carcharodon carcharias (great white shark)
Lineage: Eukaryota; Metazoa; Chordata; Chondrichthyes; Lamniformes; Lamnidae
Product: ankyrin repeat and SOCS box protein 13-like
Exons: 4
Coding region: 1-723 (240 amino acids)
Biological process (GO): intracellular signal transduction
Cellular component (GO): cytoplasm; nucleus
Molecular function (GO): protein binding
Source: RefSeq, a predicted model, not a curated record